UCUAUUUUAUUUUACAUCUAUACUUUGUUUGCAAUAAAAACCUUUUGAAUUCUGAACAAAAAGAAAUUUUUAAUAGAGGUGUCUUUGUUUUGCACUAAAUAGAGCUGAUAAACUGGUACACUGAAUUAAUACAAAGAAAAUUUAAUUAAUCAUUAAUUUUAUCUAAUCAGGCAUAAAAACUGAUGCCACUCGUUGAUUGGUGUUACAUUAUCAUAUUUACUGUACGAAUGUCAUGUUCUUUUCCUAUUCCCUCUUCGUUUUUUCAGUUCGCUCAUACACACACUCUGUCUUUAUAUAUAGAUAUAUCCAUGAUAUAAACAUGCAUACCUAACCAAUAUACCGUAUACCGGGCUACGAGCGAGUCAACUUAUUGUAGAUGUGUGAACUAAGUCAAUUAAGUGUAAUUUUAUAAUUGUAGAUUACAAUGUGGUACUUGGUUAAUGAACAAGGUGUCCGUAUAUAUUUAAAACCAAACAAAGAGACGUUAAUCGGCAGGAAAAAAGCUGACAUUGUUUUGCCAAAUGAUAAAUCGAUCAGCAAGGAACAUGCCUCAAUUAGCGUUACAAAAUUAGAGGAGAUAAGGAGUAAUGAACCAACAUCUAUAUGUAAACUAAAAGACUUAAAGUCAAAAUAUGGUACUUUUAUCCUUCAUGAACGUGACAUAAUACAACUAACUGAAACUGAAUGUAUUUUAAAACACCAAGAUACAAUAAGAUUUGGUUUACAGAACCAUGUAUUUAAGGUGAUAAAUGUGCCUAUAAUAACAACGGUAUCUACUUUAUGUGAUGACGAGAUAGAAAGAUUAAAAAUAUUGAUGGAAGAAAUUGAUGGUGUAAUAAUUACUGACAGCGAUUGGAGAAGGGCAUCCACUUAUUUAACAGUGGGAAAUGCUAUCUUAACACUAAAGCUUGCCUCUGCUAUGGCUUCUGCUCUACCAAUAGUGACAAUGAAAUAUUGGGACGAAGUUAAAUCUGCAAUAGAUAAUAGUCAGCAACUUCCAGAUUCAAAUAAUUUUGUUCCACCAAUUAGUGAACCAUUAAUUGCUAAAAGAAAGGUAUUGAUUUCUCCAAAUGAGAAAAGAACAACGUUAUUUAAAAAUUUAACAUUUAUACAUUUUAGUACAACUCAAUAUAGGAAAUAUAAAAAAAUCAUUAGAAUAGCAGGUGGAAUACCACAAUUAUUUGAAAGAACAAGCCUAGCAACUACAGAAUUUUGUAGCCCAAACGUGAUUGUAUUACAAUAUUCAGAAAAUGAUUCAACACAGAUCACAGACAAUAUUUUCCGUAUAUAUCAUUCAAUACAACAAGCAUUGAAAGCAAAUAAUUAUAGAAUGAUAGCUGAAGUUGAAAUUUGUCUUGCAAUAUUGCAUUGUUCGACAGAAAAAUAUUGCAAUCCUAUGUAUAAAUUCGCAAAGCUUUUAAAAAGAUCGGAACGAAAGAAUGAUUCAUGUGAGAUUUUAAAUCUUGAUACACAAGAUGAAACAGCCAAAGUGUCAACAUUACCAACUUCUUCGUUUUCGAUAUCGACACCCGUAAAACACUGUAUUAUUCCUGAAACAUUGGAUAUCAGUCAAGAACCAUUACCAAAUGUAAGUGGUGUUGUCAUACAACCUACAGAAGAGCAAAAAUAUAAUAAAAUACGAUACACAAGAAAAACUCCUAAUGAUACUUCAGCAACAGAAAAUGUGCAAGUUACACGAUCAAGAGUAAUUUCCAACGUUCCGGCAACGACAUCUGUGAAAAUAAGACAGCGUGUUAUUCCUGAAACAUUGAGUAGCAUCAGUAGUCAAGAAUCACAAUCAGAUGUACAUUAUAUUUUAACACAACCUACAGGAAAGGAAAGAUAUAAUGAAAUACAGUGCAUAAAAGAAACUCCUACUGAUGCUUCAGCAAGAGUGAAAAAUGUGCAAGUUACACAACCAAAAGAAAUCUCCAACCUUUUGAAAACAACAUCCGUGCAAGUAAGACAACGUGUUAUUCCUGAAACAUUGAGCAGCAUUAGUAGCCAAGAAUUAAAAUCAAAUGUAAAUUUUGCUGGUACACAACCUACGAGAAAGCAAAAAUGUAAUAAAUUACAAUACAUAGACGAAACUCCUAAUGAUACUUCAGCAACAAUGGCAAGUAUGCAAGAUACACAAUCUAAUGAAAACAAUUCGACUUUUCCUAACAUGUUAUCACAAAUCAUUCGAUAUUCUAACCAUGAUAAUCAAAAUUUACACAAACAUGGUAAUAUACAGGAUAAGAGACAAUCAAAGGAAGUAAUAAUCUUAAGUGAUGAUGAAAUUGAACUAACCCCAAUACAGCAAAAUAAAAAUAAUAAUACAAAUUCUAAUAAAGAUUUCAUACAUAAUACAUCGAAUAAUAUAUUUAAAACAAGUAAUUUAAGAGAUGAAAAUAGGCAAAUGCAACAAACAGCUCGAUUAACUGAUAAUCGUAUAGCUGCCGCAAAUUUGAAAGAAAUGUGUGAAGUCGAUGAAAAAAUAGAAUUAAAAAAUGUGCGCCCUGUAACACUAAAAGUAGAAAAAAAGCAUAAUAAAGAAACGACAUGUUCAGAAAAUUCAAUUACACCACAUACAACAGAACCACUAAAUACACCUCCUAUAUGUUCUGUGGAAAAAGAAAAAAGGAAACAUAAAGCACAAAAUGUUAUAAGUUCCGCACUAAAAAGUAAUUCAUCACUUCGAGCUCAUCCUAAUUUCAAAGUGUUCAAAAAGGUCCCUGCUAUAGUUCCUCAGAAAAGGAUAAAAAUCGAUAGUAUGUAUGUAUGGAACAAAUACAAUACAACAAAUGAGAAUUUAUGUUAAUAUAUAAAAAUUGUAUUAAACUUCGAAAUAAUAUUUUUAUGUUGUAGAGAAUAUUAUUUUUCUAAUUCGAAUUGUAAAGAAAGUGUAAUUUCUAUAUUAAUUUAAUUUAUAUUAUUUUUUUUAUAAUAUAUUAUUAUUUAAAAUAAUUUCAUGAGUACCUUAAACAUUAAGAAUUACUGUAUUUAAGAUACGACUGUGUAAAUACUAUAUAUAUAUAGUAUAUAUAUGUUGAAAAUCAAAUACAUUAUGUUUUUAUAUUUUAAUAAGAAAACAGGUUCUAUAAUGAUAGUAUGUAUAGCAUUAUUCAUUUAAAUCUAAUAUACAUCAUCUAGGAUCUACAGGAGAACGCCAAUAGCGUAAGAUUACAACACACAUCACAUAUAUGCAUUGCACUCACACUACUGUGGUUAUGUGCCGAUGUUGCAAGUAUGGAGUUAUAUAAAUGAUGGGAGAUGUAUGUAUAUUGAUGGCGUCUUGGAGAAACGUUAGUUUUACGCGGGAAGUCCAGCGAAACGGAACAUCAUCCAGAUCCCAUUAGGGAACAUUCGUGGCCGUGUGUAAUGUGAUCGGCAGAGUCAGUGUUUGCUACGUAAAGUUAUUUCCAAUAUUUUUCAGAUUAAGAUAGUUCUUAGUGAUCAUAAAUUGAAUCAGAGUUAAUACGUGAAUUUAGAGCCAGUGUUUGUCCGCCGCUUGUAAUUUAAACGAGCACGUUAAUACUCUUUUUUUUUUCUUUUUAUACACAUACACAUACAUACACACGCACACACACAGAUAUAUUCUUCUCUUUAAAUACUCGUUUCCGGUAUUAGAGUCAGCCCUCCUCUCAAAAGGAUCCAACCUUUUUAAAAACCAAGAACAGUCGGUGCCUUCAUGAUGUUUCCCGGGCAAAAAUAAUACUAAUAAUAAUAUUCUUCGCAUCUAGUGAGCCAACUCAAGGAGCUUUCGAUUUAAAAGAAAGAUACAAAAACUGAAUCACCAAGGAGUGGAGAGUCAUAGCUACUCAUGGUUUCCUGAGCUACUGGAAAAUAUCCGAAUUACGUGACUAACUUUGGAUGCCUUCACCAAAUAACGGCAUAUUCUUUAAGAAGGGAUAGUACGUAAUAUGUCCGUUCAUUCAUGGAAAUCAGAGAGAUUCGCAGUGACGUAGCUUCCAUGACGUUACAUCGCAAUUCCAGUAGGCGGACUUCGUCAUGGUAGUAAAAUUUUUCACCUACGCGAAACUCGUAAAAUCGAUAGCGUUACACUUGAGCAUUGUGCAAUCUGUGUGCUACAUAUGAGGGAUUUGCAAUUUCCAAGUGAUAAUUCUUCUUUCAAACAUAACAACAUUUGCGCGUGCUUAGUAAAGACAGUAAAAUUAAUAUGCUUCGCCGUUUACAACUCUCUUUUAACUUUCUUAGAAGGGUACAACGUAAACGAUUCAUUUAAGCUGUCAUAAAUUGUGUGAAGAUGUAUAAGGUCCACAUAACUUAAGACUAAACUGAGUCUUUCAAGACAGUUAACGCUAGAACAACUACUGUCUAACGUAUAUUUAAAUAUGCACUGUACAUAAAUUAGUCUGGUCAAAAUUUUAUAACGAGAAUGAAAUAGAUACGUACAUAUAAUCAUAUUUCAAAUCGUGCAGUAGCAGCAUCUGCAUAAAUAUGUUCGUGUGUUUUGGCCAGAUUUAGUAUUUCUCAUAUCAAAUAUUUAUAGUUCUAACAAUUUCAUUGUUUAAUGAAACCUUCAAUGAAAAAUUUAUUUACGCAUUUACCUUGUAAGAGUGCUUGUGAAUAAGAAAUGAAAUAUAUGAAUAAAUAGUGGAAAAACUAGUUUAUGAUUAACAGAAGAAAACUCGUGACUAUAUAAUUGUAAAUAAAUUCUGUUUAGUUUUAAAGAAUCAUUCGUUUCAUAAAAUUAGAAACAGUUUCAUAAAAAGAGAGUCAUGAGAUUUUGUAAAAAGAAAAACGUACAGACUAUAACACUUUGAAGUAUUGGAUGAAACGUAUCUAUACUCAGAACAUAAGCCAUUUAUAGGCAAGAUGUUGCAAAGGCGAUAUAUUUCUUUCAUUUACAGUUAGAGGAAGUAGAGGAAUAAACGUGUAAACGAGCUAAUUACAAAUUCAGUAUAUAAGUUAAAUUCCAUGAUGUUUACCUGCAUUUUAAUUGCAGUAGUUGGGAAUACGUACUCUUGUGAUCAAGAUUAAUAAUCAUUCUUUUCUUUCACGUUCGCCAAUCCACGAUUUCAAAGAUGUAGAACUCAUACAUAAGUCAACGCCGUACUAUUUAUAAUACUAUGAAUUUCUAUAGAAGUUGGAUUUUCUUACGAAAUUUUAUGCAUCUUUUAUAUGUAUAAAUUUGUUAUAUACAUCUACUAUCGUUACUUCCAUACUGUAUGCCUGCAACGUACUUCGUAUAGAAGAAACUUGAAAAUUAUAUUAAAAUUCAUAUAAAUCACAUGUGGUUAGUAAUUCUAAUUUUGAUUUAAUUGAUAUCGUAAAAUAGCGUUAUAUAAAUUCUCUGCUCUAACUUUUCAAUACCAAAUCUUUAUGCUUAGUCAUUUAUGUAGCUAUCAUUCUCUUCGUGUGUAACUUUAAAAGAUUUGUUCUUCUCACCAGAAUGCGUCAUGAUAACAUUGUGCAUCAGCUAAAAAAGUCUGCUAUUCUUAGGUCGAGGAAGUCCCUCGUAGUGACGUAAAUAACGUAAUUUCUGUGAGGAAAGAAACGUUACUGUCCGGAAGCGGACGUGUGAUCAGACUUAUAAGACGUAGCCUUAAAAUCCCUUUCUUGGAAAAAUCUUCCGAAAAUAAGGAUAUUGCCUAGACGGAAAUGAAUUUUAUUUUCAUCGGCACUUAUAAAGUACAAUAGGUCAAUUGUACUUAUUAAACACGUGGAUAAUCACAUCUAUGACUUUCGUCAUGCGUAAUUUUUAUCAUAGAGAAGUUAUUCUGCAAGUAUGUGUUUCUAAUUAGAACGAUAAAUUAAUUAAUAACGUAAUAAAUAUAUCUGACCAAUGACUGUCCAAAUUCUCUGUAUUUCUCCUCUGAAUACUUUAAAGGCCGUAUAACCUUCGAUACGCGGAUAUAGAUAAAAGCAAUCGAUAAAAUUAAUUUUACGAGAUCGAUAUCUCCAGUAAAAUUAGCUGUCGUUAUUUUUCUUCUAGAGAAAAUGCAACUUCACUGUGACAUAAUUGGAAAAUCCUCGUAGCCCAUUGUACUUCUAACAUACUCACCGAGAAUAAAAUCGUUCGUAGCAAUCGACCGAAGAGCGAUUUUAGAUAUUCGAGAAUGGCUGGUAGGAGUUUCCACGUGUGUCAUUGUGCUUUCGUGGUUUCUAGACCACAUUAAACUUUCCGUUAUAUAGAAAACACUUACAUAAGUAAUUAUUCAUUGCUUUUUAUAACGUUUCGAAAAGAACGAUAUUCCAUGCACAAAUGUUUCUUCCUCAAACAAGAGAAACAGCAUAAUAGAUAGCCGUUAAUAAUAAAAAAGAGCUGUUUGCUUUACUUUACGUCUUUGGCUCCUGCGAAACUUUAUUAAACACUUGGACCUAACAGAUUCUUCCGACUUCUAUCUAUUUUAUGUCAAAACAAUGAUUCUAGAUUAGAUGAAAAUGCCACAAAACGGCAUUUAGUAUCGUCAGAUAACACUAAAAUUCGAAAAUCAACAAAAAUGUACCUAUUUGUGUCCCUUUUCUGUGUUCUCUACGUCUCAGUAGCAGCGAAUGUAUCAAUCCACGAUCUAACGUAUUGCAAAAUUCUCAAUUAGCCUAUAAACCAUGAAACAAUACGCAAUAAGUAUCUGAAACUUGUAAUCUGCAUAACAAUCGUGUCUCUCUCUGGAGCUUGUGCAUUUUCUAGAUCGCAAGUGAAGGCACACUUGCGCAAAAUGGAGCGAUGUCGAUUCGCUGAUGAUUUCGCGAGCAUACCAGGUGGAUGAGCAUUUGCAGUGGGUGCGGUAGCUAGAUCGCGAUCGGUCGAACACGCUGAUCGGCCUUUGGUGACAGAAAUGGCCGACAAUUAUGCGAGCCAAGCCCGCGAGAUGAGCUAACGCACGCGGUCGGCAUCGCGACGGAUCCGUAGCCGCUUUCCCUGGUCUUCUCUUCGCGCGGCUUCGUGAUCACGCGCUAAAAAUAAUAGCAGACAGGCACGGCCAGACGAGCCGAAGGCGAGUGUGAAUCAAUCCCCGGAGGAAGUAGCGGCUCGCGCGGUUCCUUACUGCCUUACUCAUUUACGACUCGGCCACUACGAUUAUAUACAUAUAUAACGCCGAUUUUGACUGGCGAUUUUGGAUGCACUUCAUCCACCGACCAUUACACCGAAGUCGAAACUCUACUUGAGAUUCGUAAAAAUAGCUGUUCAUCGAGCAAUAUACGUUGUACGUUUCGUUUCGUUUCUCGUGGCGAUAGACUCGUGUCUGUGCAAUUCUAUGCUGGAUACGCAUCGAUCAUGAAUGAUGAAUCUUUAGUACGAUUGGAAAGCAAUUUUCCUUAUUUUAAUUGCGAUAAAUUGCAGAAUGUUUAUAUGGUUUUAUGCGGAAAAUUAUCCUCAGCUCAAUCUCCUCAAAAGUGGUAUUGAAAGAAAUUUGCAUUAUCGGUCAUCGAAAACAGCAAUUUACUGCAAUAAUACAAAUGAUUAUGUUUAUAACUUCGAUCAUACUAUGAGUUAAUAAUAUUCAAUGUCUUGUGGGAUGGCGCUCGCUUAAUAAAGAUUAUUCAACGUUCUCCUCAUUACUUAAUGACAUACGUAGCAAUAGACUUUUAACAAAACACACGAACAUUUAAUGCAAACUUCUACACCGGUACUGUCUUAUUAUUCCUGAAGAGACAUCACAAUGGAUAUCAUGAUACUUUACAAAAUUUCCUUUGUCCUUUUUGCUUACCAUGAUAGACUGUCCGGAUAUUUACGUAAGAGACGGAACCUAAUCAUAUUUUCUUUAAUAAAUAUUAUAGCGAGUACUUUAUUUUGCAUAUUUUAUAUAUCUUUUAAUAUUAUAUGCAUUCUGAGUAUUUUUCUACCUUGAAAUCUCCUAUAAAUACAUAAAAAUGGCCAGUUUGCUUAUCAGUAUACACACAGAGUCGGGAAACGAAUUUUCAUUAACGAUCGUUUUAAUGCCGAAAGGACAAUGUAUAAUGCAUAUUUCGAACGUCGUGCGUUGAAAGACAAAUGAAGUUUAAUUUUAAAGCUUGAUUGAAUGGAUUGCAACAACUGGCUGAUAAAGCGCGAUCGUUCAAGGAUGUGUUUCCGGUUUUUACGGUUACACCGCCUAAAAUUAAACCCGCUGAUUUAAACUGAGCGCCGCCGAUCAUCGUACAACUUUAAACUCGUGACAUUGGUUCUACGAUAUUUACAUACAAGAAUCUCUCUCGAUGAUUUGUUGAUUCUCUAUAAUCUCGCGAUUCCGUGAAGUAGUACUAGAAUUCUUAUAUUCCAUGAUUUACCGUCAAUUUUACCGAUCUUGAGAACUUUACACGUCGCUGUCUCUAAUAACACCAGAAUCGAUUGCUAGUAUAUAAUACUCACAUGUACACACUUGGAGUCGAUAAUGACUAUAACAGCGAACAAACGAACGUUUGUAAAAUUCAUUAAAACGUUCUAGUAUUCUCGUUAAAAAAAUAAUUGUCUUGGUAUUUAUUUCUAGCAGUCGUAUUAUUUUUCAUAUAUAAUAUAUCUCAAUAUAAUUUCAAUAUAACAAAGCUAUUGUUAUAUUAUUAUAUCCAUCGUUGAAUUAUGCUGUUAUUACUUAUUUUUGAUACUUUAUACCGUGAUUAUGUAUGUUAUAGAAUCAGUUGAUUCUUCUACCACUAUAACCUUUUCGCUAUGUAUAAAUUAGUAUUGCAAGCAUGGUAAUCUAGUGGACAAAAGCACAAUAAAACACUGCGGUACAGACACAUUGAUAAAACAUAUUCAUUGUCACAGACGUAUUGAAUCGUUGUAUUAAUUUACAUCUUCUUCAUCGCGUAUUUACAUCUCAUUGUCAAAUUCAAAACUCCGUGUACUUUUACGAUUCGUGUAUUACGUCGAUCUUUUUUCAUUCAAGAAAUAAAUGGUAUAAGUUGUUCAAAAUGUUUAACUUCGCGGACGAGUUAAAAAUCACGAAAUUUGAAAAAAGUUUUCGUGUUAAUUAGUGUAAAAUACGUCUGUAAACGUCUACAUACCUGUGAAUAUGUAUAGCACACAUCAGCAUAUAUCGUGUGGUGGGCAAUGAAAAUUCCAUCAACAGUGAACGUGUUAAUCUGCGAUUUACAAACAUUCAGACGAAUUCCUGCCAGUAUAUGAUCAACAUCGAAGCCAUUCAGAUUUAUGUCGAUUUCGGUAAAAGGAUCGGCCAGGAGCUAUAUCGCGGGAAAAUUAGCCACGUGUUAUAUAUUACUAUAGAAGGGCGUAGUGGCAUAAAGUUGUCGGUAUUCGCGAGGAGUAUGAUUUUCCAGUGGCUUGGCUCAGCUGAUCGGCUCGUGCCGCGAGAAAAGACGCGGCAGUGCGUGUUAGAACGUGCGAUCGUGCAAACGACAUUCACGGUCGGAUAACGUACGUCGGGUGAAAUGCUCGAACGUGAUCGCGACGUGAAUGUUCCAUGGCGUGGGACUCGUCGCCUGAGGAUCUACGCUGCAAUGUAUCGUGGAAUGCCGCCUGUAAGUCUUGCUAAACGAUGACCAUUCUUUCUACCUUAAACAUGCCGAGAGAUUACCUUACGUACGUGUUCAGGUGGAAAUAUCGAUGUUUGGAGGUUGCGGCAAAAACGAAAUGAUAUAUCUGUUUCCGUCGAAUCUGCAAUUAAUUAAUUUGAACGAAAUAUAAACAUCGAACGAUGAGAAACUGUUUGGUGAAAAAAUGUAUCGAUCGAAAAUAAUUUUAUGUAUAUUCGUAUUGUCUUUGUAUGUAUACAGUAAACAUUACAGACGUUUACGUACAUUUAAGAGAAUAAAAUAGAUAAAGUUUGAUCGGUAUUAAAGUCAAUUUGGCCUAAUUGAAGUUAAUGAAUAAACAAAGACACAUAAUCAUUGCAAAGAUAAUUUAUUGUGAAAUUGAGAUUAGUUAUAACGUAUAAUUUACUUCUUACACUCUUGGUUUUCUUCGAUCUUUCAUUUUUAUCGAGAUACGUUUCAAACGAUUGAUUUAACGAUCUGUAUAAUUGUAUAACGUUGUAAUAAUAAUAAUAAUAAACAUCCCGGGAUUUUCCUAAAUUUCUUUUUAAAUCUAAAAUGAAAUUAAAAAAUUAAGCUUGGACACACAAAGGCGACUCUGUUUGUCUACAAAAACUUGAAAGGAAACUAAGUACUAUCAAAAUUAAGCAAACACUAUCUAAAGUAAUAAACACUAUAAUGACAGCAUACAUAAAUUUGUACUUUCAUAAUUGCAUAUGUGCAUAAACGCAUGUGUAAAUACAAGUAUUCUCAUGGUCGGUCAAGAACGUCCGUGUGUAAAAACACAAAGACGCUAAUCACUCGUGAUAGGUUAACAACGCAUUAAUUUUUUUCCAGUUGUGACUUCUCAUUAUAGUGUGUACGCAUCAGCAAGAAAAUUAAGUCGUACAAUGCAGGAAAAGAGUCUAGUCGUUUCAAUAGAAUCGUCGAAACAAGAUUUGUAUAAAAUUGGAAGAUUCUAACGAGAUUAAGAGAUACAUAUUUUAAUACGAAAACAAUGUGAUUCUACGUAUUCAUUCCCAGCAAACUGUCACUGUCUUUUGUUUACCUCCUUUGGCGUCGUCGUGUUUUCAUUGAUAUGCGUGCGCGAGCCAGCUUCGCCAAUUUACUAUCCUUCCAAUUCUCCGCGACCGUUGCAUCCACAAAAAAUUAUCGAUCCUUUCGAAUGUGAAUUAAUCUCGGAGACGUUUUAUGUCACGCGGCCAUCCAUAUGGCAAGUAAUUUCUCGGUGCGUCGCAAAAAACAUUCGCUGACACGAACACACCGAUAAAUGAACGCUGAUUUCACGGCCCAGAAAAUUCUUAAAUCACCGCUACCUCGAUGCUGACCUCUCUCCAUCGCACCGGUAAGCGAUUUUAUUUCGUUUCAAUCUAAUACACUCUGACCUGCGCUACCGUUCAACUUCGUCCAAAUUAGUCAUGUUACCUGCCUUCAAGUAGUUGGCCACUACUUUACCAGUGUAAACCUGUUAUGGUAUUAUACUUGACCUGGAAUGCACUUUUUAAUAUUCUUCCUACCGAUUCCUUUAUUCUUAUCGGUCGUAUUCUGUCCCAUAUAAUACUCCGUUUCUCAAUAAGUUAACAAGAUUUAAUAAGAAAUUCAUUGAAAAUGUUCUAUAAUUCGUUCACCAAUGAAGGCAUCAAAUCCAAAAAGAAA
Molecule: messenger RNA, 11076 nt
Organism: Bombus pyrosoma
Lineage: Eukaryota; Metazoa; Arthropoda; Insecta; Hymenoptera; Apidae
Gene: nbs
Product: nibrin
Exons: 14
Coding region: 425-2803 (792 amino acids)
Biological process (GO): double-strand break repair via homologous recombination; mitotic G2 DNA damage checkpoint signaling
Cellular component (GO): Mre11 complex
Molecular function (GO): damaged DNA binding; protein binding
Source: RefSeq, a predicted model, not a curated record